Messenger RNA from Penicillium maclennaniae, 1323 nucleotides. RefSeq lists its product as uncharacterized. The record is from RefSeq and is a predicted model, not a curated record. NCBI's taxonomy places the organism in Eukaryota, Fungi, Ascomycota, Eurotiomycetes, Eurotiales, Aspergillaceae. Gene Ontology annotation, biological process: DNA repair. The transcript is spliced from 3 exons. Gene Ontology annotation, cellular component: Smc5-Smc6 complex; nucleus. The coding region runs from base 1 to 1323 and encodes 440 amino acids.
AUGGAGCGAGUCUCUCUUUCUCAGUUGACUGAAGCAACUGUGCUCAGCUCCAGUCCUCCUGCAGCAUCCGAUUCUGAUAAAGAAAAUCCCCGAAGAAUCAACAAGAAUAACAACGCUCGAAUGGCAUCCUCCAACCAAUCUGCGAAACGCCGGCGUUUGACCGACCGUACCUCCAAUAUGCAGUCGAAAGUCCCAUCAUCGACGCAACGGAAUGACAGCAAGCGAUGGUAUGAUCCUGACCAGGAUGAGGAGGAACGGAGACAAACACGCAAGAAAUACAGAGAUCUGACGGGUGAUUUUAAUGAUUCGCGCGCCGAAUUCAUGCAGUCAGGGAACAAUGGUAUCUACGAAACGGUGGAGAAAGCGAACUUUCUUUACCAGAAUGUUAAACAAACUGCCGACGCCACCCUCGACUCGCGCCUCCUCGUCAAUGCCGCCGAUCUCACAAAUAAAAAAUUCUCGCAGACUGGGGACAGUAGCGCUGGUAUCGACGUGGAUGAGUUCAUCACCAGGUGUUGUAAUUUCAUGCGCGCCGGACCAGGCAGCUCGGAGACGAUAACCGGCAACACCCAGACCCAACGACGUCACCACCGAAGCCAGAGAGAGGCCGAUAGCGACGAUGAGGAUGGCACUGCGGGCGAUGCGAUGAACUGGGACUGGCUUGGUCGAGCGGCUUGCUUUCCCCAUAACACGAGGCCCGCGGUAUCUGGAUGGCUACUCGGGCCUUUGUCAGUGCAAAAACGCACGCGACAGAUGACCCAGCGGACCAGAGCUGAGCGCUUCGACGCAACACAAACGGUCCAACCACAGGAACUACAGCAGGAAGAUCUAGGCCAACAAGAGAACGCCAACCUUACUGAGACGUGCCAAAGGGUCAACAAAUUGCUUUACGAGUCUUCGGAGGCGGCUACCCAACAGGUCAAUGAGAAGCUGGCGGGGGUCGAGGAACCUAGUGAGGAAAUGAUCCAAAAGGUGAUGGAUGAAUAUGGUAUCUCUGAGAGCGCUGGCAUGAAUCUAUUCCGCUUUUGCAUCGACCCACACUCAUUCGGACAAAGUAUCGAGAACCUGUUCUACGUCAGCUUCCUGGUUCGCGACGGGACUGUCGCUGUGCAGAUGGACAGUCGUGGUAUUCCAUAUCUCAUUCCAGCCAUACCAUACGCGCCCAGCGAGGCCCAAAGGAAAAAAAUCCAGAAGCACCAAGCCGUGUUCAGCCUUGACUUUGAAACCUGGAGAGAGCUUAUCGAUGUGUUUGAAAUCGAAGACCCGAUUAUCCCUCAUCGCGAGGAACAAGAAGAGGAGACUGGGCGAGGAUGGCAUGGCUAG